UAUAGGGGCACAUCAGCUAAGCGAGAGCGACGCAAUUUACUGCAUUUAUGGGGGGACAGCGAGGAUUCAACACGCCACGGCGAUCGCACGAAGUAGAGGACGAAUGAGUACGACUACAAAACGGUGUGGUGGGAGCAAAUUUUUUUUUUUUUAAAACAAACAAAAACGCGCUGAACCCGUGGCUACAGCAUGUAAAUAAAACCGAGAUGCCAGCAGCUGUUAGGCUGAAGGUGCCUUAAAGGAGCCUGGAUUAAACAGCCUGAAGAAAUUGUGCGUGGGCUUUGGCGUUCAGGAGAGGCCCACCUGCCAGGAAGCAAACAGGGCUGACAAGUGUGCUGCUCUUCAGCUGAGAACAACAACGAGGAGACUGAAACAAAGCUGACACCUGCGCCUCUUGGUCACAGAGAUCAUUGUUCUGACGGAGAUUCUCUGGAGAAAAAGCGCCUUUUGGACAGAACCGUCUCCAAGCUGUCAUCAGUCCAGGUGACCAAGCUGGCUUCUUGUUGACGGUCUCACCCAGCCUUGAGGCAGUAAAGAAGGCAUCUGUAACAUGGUGGAACAAAUGUGACUGAAUCGCUAUUUUCCAAACAUAUUUUGCUCUGGAUUAUUUUUAACUGGAGUACUUGUUUUUGCCUCAAAUGCUUGGAGGCUGCCGGAGGGGGAUGAUGGCAAACCGUGUAAUCAGGUUUGAGUUUGAGCAUCUUAUCCCAGGAGGGCCUCACUGACGGCCAUGCUGGAUAUCCUCCGCACAUUGUUGGUCUUAUUCCUCCUUUCCCAAUCAUCUCACUGCAGCUUGCUGCCAACGUAGCUCCACACGGGCCCUGACUUCCCUCAGCUCCACCCUGCACUUUCUGGCUGCCCGGCGAAAGGUAUUUUAAAAUGUCUUCUACAUAUCAGCAUCUACUCACUUGGAGUUUGCCACACCUCCUCCUGCUAUCGUUGACCCCCCUCUGGCUUUUGCCCCUGCCCACAGGUGUAUCAGCAGAUGUCUGCCGUGUUACUGGCGGGGUGCUUGGGCUCCACUGGACAAGCGUCAUCAGCCUGGGUUGGUACCCUCUAGCAGACGGCAGAGGUGGGCCAACAUGCUGGGAGACCUGCUGCUUGAGGCCAAGUUGCAACGCUGUGUGGAGCCUCGGCGGCCGAUGUGUGCUUCUCAGUUGCUCCCUGAAGGGGGGCUGCCCCAUCUUGUUUCUGCCACAACCUGAUCGAGAUUCUCUCGGGCUCCUUCAGAUUCUAACCAAGAGUUCUACCACAAAAAGAGGGAGGAGCGUCCGUCUUGCAGAACAUGAAGGGCAAACAGAACAACAGCCUAGCACGGAAAACUCCAAACUGGAUCCAGUGCAACCCACACUGUUGGUGCCCAACCCCAGUCUGGUUCCACAAGCGGACCAAAAGAACAUUAGUUACAUCACCAACAGAAGUAGUGAACACGCCCCACAGCAGAACUCCUCCAUUGUACUAGACACUACUGCGUCUUCCAAUAACAGUGAUGUCAGCACGUCCACAGCAACUACCAUCAGUACAGUGCCAACACUGGCCGUGAGGGAGCUGGUGGUGUCAGCAGGGGAAAGUGUUGCGGUCACCCUACCACGCAGCUCGGUCGAGCUUAACGCCUUUGUGGUGCCACCACUUCCGCCAGAUGCAAACUAUGCAUUUGACUGGCGUCUGAUAACGCAUCCCAAAGAUUACAGCGGGGAGAUGGAAGGGAAGCACAGCAAAACCCUGAAACUCAGCAAGCUCACAGUUGGUCUGUAUGAGUUUGAAGUGACGGUGGAUGGGGGAGGAGCCCAUGGAGAAGGUUACGUCAAUGUCACUGUCAAACCAGAGCCGCGGGUAAACAAGCCUCCUGUUGCUGUAGUUUCCCCAAAGUUCCAAGAGAUCUCCUUGCCAACAAGCUCCACAGUAAUAGAUGGCAGCCAGAGCACAGAUGAUGACAAAGUAGUGGUGUGGCACUGGGAAGAGGUCAAAGGUCCCCUCCGGGAGGAAAAGGUGUCAGCCAACACGGCCGUCCUCACCCUCACCAACUUGGUUCCAGGGAACUACACAUUCAAUUUGAUUGUCACAGACUCAGAUGGCGCCAAAGACUCAACUCAGGCCACCCUGUCUGUCAACAAAGCCAAGGAUUACAAGCCUGUGGCCAACGCUGGCCCGAACCAGGUCAUCACUUUGCCACGUAAUUCCAUCACUCUGUAUGGCAACCAGAGCACAGACGACCAUGACUCCCUUGCUUAUGAAUGGUCCCUGAGUCCUGAGAGCAAAGACAAGGUGGUGGAGAUGCAAGGCGUACGCACACACAUCUUGCAGCUGUCGGCCAUGCAGGAGGGAGAUUACACCUUCCAGUUAACUGUGACCGACUCUGCUGGACAGCAAGACACAGCCCAGGUCACAGUUAUUGUGCAGCCAGAAAACAAUAAACCACCAGAGGCAGAUGCAGGACCGGAAAAAGAACUGACACUACCGGUCGAUCGAACUAUGCUGGAUGGCAGUAAGAGCAGCGAUGACCAGAAGAUAGUCACCUACCACUGGAAACAGACCAAAGGUCCUGAUGGUGUGAAGAUUGAGAACGCAGACAGUGCUGUUGCCACAGUGACCGGUCUGGAAGUUGGCACUUACGAGUUCACCUUGACAGUGACCGAUGAGAGAAAGCUGCAUAGUAGCGACACUGUCACGGUUGUCGUCAGAGAAGAACUGGACCAGCCACCUGUGGCUCGUGUGGUUUCCAGUCCACCCGUGUCUCUGCCUGUGCGGACGGCCACCCUGGACGGAUCACACUCCACUGAUGAUAAAGGCGGCAUCAGCUAUCUGUGGACAAGAGAUGACAGCAGCCCCGCGGCCGGGGAUGUGCUGAACAAUUCUGAUCACCAAGCUAUCUUGUUUCUGGGAAACCUGGUGCAGGGCAAGUAUAGUUUCACCCUGUCUGUCACUGACAGCAAAGGUCAAAUCAGCACAGACAGCGGCGCAUUGGAAGUCAAACCAGACCCAUGGGAGAGUGACCAGGUGGAGUUGGUCUUAGAGGUGCCCAUAACACAGGUUUCCCACCGCCAACGCGACAUGCUUCUGCGCCAGGUCGGAGUGUUGCUUGGCGUCCUCGAUAGCGACAUCAUUGUUCGAGAGAUUGGUGCAUUUAAUGAGCACAGUACUCGAUUGGUCUUCCUGGUGUCAGGCGGUCCAGGGCGCCCUCCUGUGUCCGGUCACAGUGUUGCACUCACCCUACGCAACAAACUGCGCAAACAGAAGAACGACUUUCUCAUUUACAAGGCCCGGCGGGUGGACACCGUCAUCUGCCAGCUGAACUGCUCCAGUCAUGGCGAGUGUGACUCAUUCACACGUCGAUGUGUCUGCCACCCUUUUUGGAUGGAGAACUUCAUCAGAGCGCAGCUCGGCGAUGCAGAAAGCAACUGCGAGUGGAGCGUGCUCUAUGUGACCAUAGCGUCCUUUAUGAUUGUAGUUGCUGUGGCGACAGUUGUUUGGGGGUGUGUGUGUUGCUGUGACAGACGUAAGAGCAAACCGCGCAGAACUAAAAGCCGUUAUAAAAUGCUGGAAGCUGAUGAGCAAGACGCUCUGGAGCUGCAACCACCCAGAGCUGGCCGCAUCAAGCCAGUACCCGCCCCCACCUCCUCUGCCCUCAUGCACUCCGACUCCGACCUGGACAGCGACGACGGGCAGGUCGGAUUUUCAUGGACUGAGCAGGAGCGCGGUCAUCUUCUUCGACCGCAAAACGGCUCCUUGAGGAACGGCCAGGGUCCUAUGAGAGGAAAGAAGCACAGAGAAGAGCUGCUAUAACAAAACGAGGUGAAGCUCACCUCUUCCUGAAACACACACGGAUCCGUCCUUUAUGCUUCUUAAUUUCACCCCCCUAGACACCUGAAACUUGAAAGCAUGUCACACUGUUACACUGAAAAACUGAGCCAUGACAAAGGAAAAAGCCUACCAGUUUUGGUUGUGACACAAUAGAGAAUUAUGAUAAGGACUUGAUUAUUUAAACUGAGACAUUACCGCAGGAGAGAAGACUUACCAAGGUGACUCACAAAUUAAAACCAGCAAGCCCACUUCAUACUUCCCCAACCUUGCUUCUCGUCGACCUGCAUGAAUGCACACAAACUGUCUUCACACUGUUACAGGUUAGCUUGAAGCUACCAAACACUGCCCAUAAAUCCAGACGUCGGCACAGCUGACAUUGGUCACUUAACGGAAGGAAAACGGCAUUGGAUCACUAACAGAAAAAAAAGUCCAUGACUCCUUGGAUUUCCAGUCCAGUUCACCACCUGCAUGUUCGUAUGUUUGGACGUAUGACUGUAUGUGUGUGCCUGACAAGAUUUAUUUUUUUUUUUCCUGGCUGAUGUGCCAAAACAUGUUUCUUUAGAGUGUUCUGUGUGGGUGUUUGUUGUUCACCUGCAUCAUGAUGCUUGGUUACUCAAUUGUCAGACAAAUGCGUAGAGCCAAAAUGCUGCUUUUAUUCUGAAGGUUUGGCGCUGCACAAAUGAAGUCACUGGAUUAUACAAUAUGAAUGAAGACCACUUUUUAACAAUUUGUCUGCUGUGAUCCAAUGUUUGAUGCACUUUUAUUUUGUGUUGGGAGUCUCGCUUUUAUCUGCUUGGUUCAGUAACUUCUUUCUUGAGAAUCAGAUGAAUCAUUUUAAUCAGCAUUUUAUAGGUUCAACAACCACUGUAGAGCAAGUCGACAGCAUGUUAAUCCUUGAUUGCGUUGUUGGCUUUCUUUAUUUGAAACACAAUUGUAUAGCUCACCUGCCAUGACAAUAAUAAGACAGUUUUCAGUUGCUUUGUGUGAAGGACAGACUAAAAACCAAAUGAUUUAUUUUCAUAAACAAGUUUUGUUUUUCUUAAAAUAAUAGAUUUUCAUAGCUGCCCCACUGACCACACACAGUGAGAAUUCUAAACAAAGACUUGAUUUAUAUUUGUGUGUGGCUAUUGUCCAAGCGUCUUUGUAGAGGCACUUUAACCAAAUGUCUUUCCACUUUGUGAUCACUUUGCAUGCAGAAUGUGAAACACAUCAGCUUGAAAGUGGAGUUCCACACUUUGUCACUCUUACAGCGUUGAAUGUUGAAAGGGGUUGCAUCACUGUCACAUCUCAGUCUGUAUUUAAUGUGAAGAAAUCAUUUAAGUGUUUUGCAGAUAAAUGUGUACUGUCAAAUCAUCUCAUGAUGAGGUCAACUCUGCUGCACUGCUUUUUACUCUCCAGUGCACAGGACUGUGUUUGUCAUUUUUCAUUUGAACUGUAGACAAAGUAAAAUUAAGCACACCCAAGUGCCAAGUAACUAAAAUAUCUUUUCAAACAGUGACAAAUAUUAUCCUCCCAUCUUCUUUGCAACUAUCCACAUCUGGAAACAGUCUAAAAGCCAAUUCAAGGAAAACAAAAAUUGCCAUGAAUUGACCAUGGCACUGCUGGAGUCCACUGUGAAGGCAGAAUCAAAGAACAGGGAGCUAUGAUGGAAAGUCAUUUAAAAUGUUUUAAAUGAGGUUGAGAUGGAAGGAUUACGCUUGUGUUCUAUGUGACCUGAUACAACUGGAUAAUCUUGGAAUUAGAAUAAAGACUUCAUUUUGUUCUUGCUUUUAUGAA
Molecule: messenger RNA, 5577 nt
Organism: Phycodurus eques (leafy seadragon)
Lineage: Eukaryota; Metazoa; Chordata; Actinopteri; Syngnathiformes; Syngnathidae
Product: KIAA0319-like ortholog
Exons: 25
Coding region: 880-3783 (967 amino acids)
Cellular component (GO): cytoplasmic vesicle; plasma membrane
Source: RefSeq, a predicted model, not a curated record